Messenger RNA from Clavispora lusitaniae ATCC 42720, 813 nucleotides. RefSeq names its product Hsp70 family chaperone (gene LHS1). Gene Ontology annotation, molecular function: ATP-dependent protein folding chaperone; ATP binding. The record is from RefSeq and is a predicted model, not a curated record. Gene Ontology annotation, cellular component: endoplasmic reticulum chaperone complex. Gene Ontology annotation, biological process: endoplasmic reticulum unfolded protein response. Lineage: Eukaryota; Fungi; Ascomycota; Pichiomycetes; Serinales; Metschnikowiaceae.
AUGCUCGAUGAAUUAAGAGUCCUUGCUAGUGAAGUAGUGGAAUGGCUUGAGUUUGAUGCUGAUGAUGCUGAAAUUGAACUGAUUCACGAGAAGUUCAAAACCAUCUCCGAACACAAAGGAGAAGUGGAUAAGGUAAUCAAAAUGCAUAAUGCAGACUUAUCUCAGAAUACUUUGCAAACGUUAGCAAAAGAAGCUAACAAUGUUGCUUCUCAAGUUCAGGAUUAUUUAUUGGAGUACGGGAAGCAGAUAAACAUGAUCAGAGAUAAGUACAACGAAGAGUCGAUUGAUUUUGACAAAGAGAAUGAAAAGGCUAUGAAAGCCAUUUUUGGUAAGGAUUCUGCUGACAAAUUUCAACUUGAUUCUUUGUUCAGCACCUUCAAGACUUCCUUGAAAAACUUGACAAACAUGGUCGAACUUUCAGCCAAGAAGUAUAAUGCGCUUGACAAAAAGACUCUAUUUGAAACCUCAGAACUUAUCCGGUCUUUGCUCAAGGAAAUGCUGAACGAAAUUGGAUCCCUUCAGAAGAACCACGAGAAGAGAGUAAGCUACUUGUUGAAUCAGUAUGACAAGAUCAAAGCUAGAAGAGCACAGAAGGAACUCAAAAAGAAGUUGAAGGAAGAGAUGAACUCUACUGAGGAAGAAUCGGCUAAAGAUGAAUAUGCUUACGAUUCUAAUACAGAGUCGCCUACUAUCGAAUCCGAGCACACUAAAUCUGCCACUGUGACAAGUUCCCACAGCAAUGAAACAAAUUCCGCUACUUCUGGAGAGGAUGCGGACGACUCUGAUGAUUCUUUGGAUCAUGAUGAGCUAUAG